Molecule: messenger RNA, 1953 nt
Organism: Besnoitia besnoiti
Lineage: Eukaryota; Apicomplexa; Conoidasida; Eucoccidiorida; Sarcocystidae
Exons: 3
Coding region: 1-1953 (650 amino acids)
Source: RefSeq, a predicted model, not a curated record
AUGUUCUCACCUGAGUUCUUGUGCCUUGGCGCCGCGUGUGAUCUAAUCAAAUGCAGCAAUAAUUCGGACUGUCCGCCGUUCCAUACCUGCACUGGAUAUUCCACAGCUUGGUUCGGUAAAGGAACCGGGCUUUUUGGCGGAAACGGUCUUGGCGUUGGACAGCUGCUGGGGCAGCCUAUACGCGGAUCAGGUGGUUUCCUGUCCGCUAGCCCAGCAGUGGCAGCAGGGAUGAUCGACGGCGUAUGGAGUGCCCUGGCCCCUGAGUUGAAGCCGCCAAUCAAAACCCUGUUCAAUCCCAACUUCUGCGAGCCGUCGGAGCUUCGGCAGCCGUCGAAUAUCGUAACGCCAGGCGGAUACUUUGUGACAGCAGACAUGCGUGCGUGGGCACCUCCCGGUCCACAGCGAGUAGUCGACCUACCCGAGGCCAGCGAGAUUGGAACUCUCUACAACACCCCGUCGGUAAAUGAGGCUUUUUCGUUCAAGUCUACGAGGAUCAACACGGAUUCCGGAGUUCAAGCCACGGGAACUGGAAAAGAGUUCAGUUCCCGACGGACGCAUCCGCAGGCCUCCAUCAAUGGAGGGUUGAUUCAAUACGAGCUUGACAUGAAUCACCAAGGGCAAGCUGUGAUGGUCGCAAAGUCUGUCUAUGACGAGCCGAACAACACUGUCAAGGCAGAUUUGUCAUUCGACGACACGAGUGAGUCUGUAAGGAAAGAAGCACACGCGCACCACAACCACUCAACGAGAGGAGCAGACAUGUCGAAGUCUCCUGCGGGUGAGAUCACGACGGACUCACCAUUCAGGCCUCGCGCGUACAAAGAGGUUCGUUCGACGCUUCGCGAGACAGACCCGACGAUAAUCGCUCCGAGAGAUGCGGAUGCGGAAGCCCACAACGAUGACCAGGAGUCUCCGGCAGGUGCGCCUCCUGUGAUAAAGCCAUCCGCACGGGCGGAUAGGAUGGACGGUCUUCCACCUCCGAAUAUUUCGCUGACGCAGAGAGAUAAACAGCGCAUAGAGAAACGUAGUCUGCCGACACCUGCUUCAGCACGAGCCCACGCUCCUGAGACGACGGUCGAGUCAGCCCUUAUGCACCAGAUUCAAUCGCUCGAUGACAAGCAAGUUGAUGCCCUGUUGGCCAGGCUGCUAGGAGAACCUUCGCUCCCUGAUGGAGAGUCAGGAUCGGGCUCUGGCAGGGUCCGACUACUCCGAACCCUGCAAGAGACUGAACAGACGAAGACUCCAGAGGGCUUGGAUGUGCUCUUCGAUUUGGCCCAGCUUGCUGCUGAGUUGCUCCCCCUGAAUAAAACUCCGUUACUUGGCUCAGUGGGACUGCAGAACCCCGCGCAGUUUGGUAUGAAUGUCAUGAAUGCAAAAUGGGAGGCUCAGAUUAAGUGUCUUAUCCCAGUUGCAGUCGCCUACUCUCCGUUGGGGACUGUGAUUCUGGAUCUGUCAAAUCGCAGCGAGUCGCCCUCGAUAAUACGAAACGACUUAUUCGAAGCCUUCAUCAAGGGCAACCACGACAACAACCGAAAACCUUUGGUGUCUGUCGCUGAGGUAUCCAACAUGAGGGACGUCCGCCGCGACUUCGUCUUCAUAGUUUGCAGCCGGCCCGGUCGAUACAUCUCCAAGUUCGAAGUUUCAAUCUCUUUCGCCGGCCAAGAUGGAAAAGUGGGCAACGUAUGCCCCGUAGAAGUCCUGUGCGAGGAGAGCACAGAGAUCCCGGCGUCUGAGCUCGCUCUUCGCUUCGAGACGAUCACGGAAGAACAGGAAGAGGAACCGCCCAAUGAAGAGAAGGAGAAGAAGAAGAAAAAAGAGAAAAGGGAGAAGAAGGAGAAAAAGGAAACAAAGAGGGAAAAGGGCAGGAAGGAAGAAACGGAAGAACUGCAGGAAACAGAUGAGGCACCAUUCUUGGAGUCAUUUGAGCCUAUCACGCAGCCGCAAAUAUCAGCGUAA